Molecule: messenger RNA, 1357 nt
Organism: Camelina sativa (false flax)
Lineage: Eukaryota; Viridiplantae; Streptophyta; Magnoliopsida; Brassicales; Brassicaceae
Source: RefSeq, a predicted model, not a curated record
UUUUUUUUUUUUUUUACAACAAUGGCGAUGAGGAAGCUUUUAUCGAAGAAGCUCUUCAACAUGACGAAUGUCGCGUCGCAGAGUCUUACGAAUUGUCGUAUCUCGUCUUCCUCGUUAGCCGUACGAACCAGAGUUCCGAAUGAUUCAGGCGAUACGGCGAGGAUCGCACCGGAGCCUGGGGAUAUGGGGAUUUCGCGGCGGUUUUUGCAUAACACUGCUAUGAUUAGGCCGGAGAUUAUGCAGAUGCCUGUUGGUGAGAGUUUGAUUGAGAAGAUCCGUGAGAUUGAUGGGAGUAAGGAUCGGAUUCGAUUAGACGGACUUGCUCCUCCGGUUAAGGAAGAGACGGAGACGGAGACGAGUCUUACGGUUGGGGAUAUGAAGAAGCUGCUUAGAGCGGCGCAGAUCGAGAUUGUGAAAUCGAAGCUUAGAGAGACGGGGAGAAGCUGGAUGCCGUAUUCGGAGUUUGUUAGCGUUUGUGGUGAAGGUUCUUCAGAUCCAGAUCUAGGAUCUAGAAUCGCCAAGAUGCUUGAUGAUUCAGCAAACGUCAUCGUUUUGGGAGAUUCCGUUUGUCUUAGACCUGAUCAGGUUACAAAAUCCAUUGAAGGACUGCUUCCUUUGCCAAAGAUCCAUAACCCAAACGACCCACGGAGAAUCGAGUUUAAAGAGCUCGAAGCAGAAAAGGCAGUGAUUGAUGUGAAAGCGCAUUCUUUGGUGCGGAAAGAGCUCUGGGCUGGUCUUGGUUACUUGAUCCUACAGACCGCAGGGUUCAUGAGGCUAACUUUUUGGGAACUCUCGUGGGACGUGAUGGAGCCGAUCUGUUUCUAUGUCACGUCCAUGUACUUUAUGGCUGGUUACGCGUUUUUCCUCAGGACUUCGAAAGAGCCUUCUUUUGAAGGGUUUUACCAAAGCAGGUUCGAGGCGAAACAGAGAAAGUUGAUGAACGAGUAUGAGUUUGAUCUGGAGAGGUAUGAUGAACUGAAGAAACUGUUUUGCUCUAAGACUUCAGCUCAUGUUUCCAACAUUCUUGGAGCUAUCAAGAGUUGAAAAUUUUGAUUAGGGGGGAAAAAAUGCUUAGAUUCAAUGUUGUUGUCACAAAAAUGUUUUUCCUAACUAGAGAAUUCUACCCCCCAAAAAAAAAGAAAGAAAAAGAAAAAAGAGAGAAUAGUUAGUAUUCUCAUAAUUUCAGCUUUUAAAAAAAAAAAUAUACAAAGAAUUGGUUUUUAUCAUCGCGGCUUAUGUAACAUCAGGGAGAGAUAUGUUUUUGUUUUCAAUUUUUGUUUUGUUUUGUUUUGUAUGACAGAUCUUAAAUUUAACAUCGUGUAAAUAACUGUUUGAAAAUGUGAAUAUAUUAUAGAAA